AUGUUGUCAUGCCUAUUCCAGAACUGGCCGCAUAAUCUUGGUGAAGAGCCAAGAAAUGAUAGAAAGACCAAAUGGAGUCGUUCAAAAUUGGCAACAGUUUGGCUAUCUCUUAACAAAGAAGAUGCCUUUGAGAGUCAUGCAUUGGAAUGGUUGGGCGGCCAUAGGUCAACAGAGGAGGUAGCCAAUUGA
This is a messenger RNA of Phycomyces blakesleeanus NRRL 1555(-), 189 nucleotides long. RefSeq lists its product as hypothetical. Lineage: Eukaryota; Fungi; Mucoromycota; Mucoromycetes; Mucorales; Phycomycetaceae. The record is from RefSeq and is a predicted model, not a curated record. The coding region runs from base 1 to 189 and encodes 62 amino acids. The transcript is spliced from 2 exons.